Phragmites australis (common reed) is the source of this 1073-nucleotide messenger RNA. RefSeq names its product non-specific lipid transfer protein GPI-anchored 20-like. NCBI's taxonomy places the organism in Eukaryota, Viridiplantae, Streptophyta, Magnoliopsida, Poales, Poaceae. The coding region runs from base 50 to 934 and encodes 294 amino acids. The transcript has 3 exons. The record is from RefSeq and is a predicted model, not a curated record.
CCUACUAUGUUUCAAAGUUCGUUCCUCGGUAGUCUGGUACACGGAGGACAUGACUUCAUUUGCCACGAAUCUGGCCGAGCUGAACCAUCUCAAUAUUAUAUAUCCAUGCGACACUUUGACAACAACACAAGAAAAUAUUAGUUGUGGUAGUUAUGCUACCAUAACCAAUUCUCGAUCUACCAACAUAACAUCUCACAACCAACAUUCCUCCAUUGCAUCACUUAAAACACGAGCACAUUUGCAACGACGUAUCGCAACACUGCAAAGCAACCACGCACGCACUCUCCAGUCUCCUCCCAUCCCAACCUCGGCCGUGUGGUCGAGUUGUGUCGUCAGGCGUGAGAGGCAGCUGGAGCCUGGGGGAAGAUCGAUGGGGACGAACCUGAUCAUGCUGCUCGCGGCGGCGGCGGCCGUGACGGCGCUGGCCGCGCCGGCGUCCGGGCAGGCGCCCACGGCGGUGUCGUGCACGGCGUCGCUGGUCACGAGCUUCACCCCAUGCCUCAGUUUCAUCACCAACAGCACCAACGGGUCGCCGACGGCCGACUGCUGCCAGUCCCUCGCGGCGCUAGUGAAUGCGAGCACCGGCUGCGCGUGCCUCAUCCUCACCGGGAACGUGCCGCUCGGCGUGCCCAUCAACCGGACGCUGGCCGUCACGCUGCCCCGCGCGUGCAACACCAUGUCCGUCCCGCUCCAGUGCCGAGACACGUCGGCUCAGACCCCGGCUCCGGGUCCCGUCGCAGUUGCACCCUCCUUGCCCUCCUCGUUGCCGCCAGCGACGCCGGGAACACCGGAGCCUGAGGCGCCUGCGCCGCCGGUCAGCCAGGGGCAGACGAGGCCGAUGGUGCUGCCCAGCUCCGCCUGGAGAGCGGGUUCUCGCGUGUCCGCGACACCUGCGUUCGUGCUGCUGCUCGCGGUUGGAGGGGCGCUGGUGUGAUCGGCCGAUCACACUGGUCAGCUGAGCAAGCAAUGAAUUGUACUGGUGGCGUGUUUUGCGAGUGGUUUGCGGCGUUGAAUUGGGCCGGACGUGAAAAUUAGUACAUUCUUUCAGGUUGGCUGAGCAUGAGCUGAAUAAU